UUUAGCUGUUGUUGUCACACUGGAAGAAAAUGGCUGCUGCUCCGACUUUUUUUCAAUGAAGACACCGAUAUUUCAAUUUCAUUUCGUCUUCUCGCAUCGGAGCCACGGUCGACCGCUAUGCAAUCUCGAAGGCAAGUCAAUCGCGCUCGUUGAAAUCGAUGUCGCCUCACUGGCCAGCGUCCCAGUCGACGAAACAUCGUUAGCGUGGCUCGUAACUUACAGCAGCUUUGCCCACUCGGAAACGGGCUAGCAUGCUAACGUUAGCCACGUUAGCCUCAGCGGUCAGGCAUCAGCGAGCUUGUUGCCACUGAGCCUCUCUCUUCACUGGGCUUUACAGUCGUCAAAGUGAACUCACAUUAGCUGCCCCAGUUUGUGCAUAAUAUGCACUCAUGUUGUUUUGCUGGAACAUUUAGGGGUGUGAAUGGUCACUCGAGGAAGGUGACAGUGUGGGGCAGAAAGGACAGCAUCGUCUACCGUCCCUCGCCUUGCAGCUGGCGGUGGACCACAAUGCAACAAGUUUUGGAAUAUGCAUUGGAUCGAGCUGAGUACAUUGUUGAAAGUGCUCGACAACGACCAGCUAAAAGAAGGAUUUCAUCAGGUGGGAGGAAGAGUCUUUAUCAGAAGCUUUAUGAGCUGUACAUGGAGGAAUGUGAGAAAGAGCCAGAGUUAAAGAAUUUAAGACGAAAUGUGAAUCUGCUGGAGAAGCUGGUGUCUCAGGAGUCCGUCUCAUGUCUGGUGGUCAACCUGUACCCGGGGAAUGAAGGCUAUUCUUUAAUGCUCAGGGGCAAAAAUGGAUCUGAUUCAGAAACCAUCCGGCUGCCAUAUGAAGAAGGAGAACUGCUGGAGUACCUAGAUGCUGAGGAGCUGCCUCCUAUUCUGGUGGAUCUGUUGGAAAAAUCACAGGUGAACAUCUUCCACUGUGGCUGUGUAAUAGUAGAGGUGAGAGACUACAGGCAGUCUGGUAAUACAAAGAUGCCCACCUUUCAGAGCAGACACAUCCUGCUGCGGCCCACCAUGCAGACUCUAAUCUGUGAUGUCCAUGCCAUGACCAGUGACCACCACAAGUGGACACAGGACGACAAACUACAGCUGGAGAGUCAGUUGAUUUUGGCCACAGCUGAACCUCUGUGCCUGGACCCCUCCAUUUCUGUGACCUGCACAGCCAAUCGCCUGCUCUACAACAAACAGAAAAUGAACACUCGCUCCAUGAAACGAUGUUUCAAGAGGCACUCUCGAGCCUCCCUGAACAGGCAGCAGGAGCUCUCCCAUCUGCCCAUUCCACCACAGCUACAACUCUUCGACUACCUGCAGAGGAGGAAGGAGAGGAAACCUGCUCCUGUCAUAGACCUGAAGAUCUCAAAGAUCGGAAACUGUGUCGACAUGUGGAAGCAGAGCAACUGCCAGUUAAGUGUACCCAAGGAAAUUGAUGUGGAAAAGUAUGCUGUGGUUGAGAAAUCUCUGCAGUUGGAGGACUCUCAGCCCACCACUGUGAUCUGGCCUGCUGAGGAAGUUGUAGAUGACUACACCUUUGAGUGUGAGGUGGGGGGCCAAGCCCAGAGGACCAAGGUGUCCAUCUACCAGUCAAUGGGUGACCCGCGUGUGUAUGGAAAGAUCUACUGUGCUAAAGAAACAAAAGCAGAGGAGGAGAGCAACGACCUGAAACUGAUACAUCCCCCCUUUCUCAUAGGCUCAAAGAUAGAUGCAGACCGGUUUCUCACUCAGUACAAAGGAGUGUAUGAGAGAGACGUGAAGUGUCAGGUCAAGAUGUCCCAUAACUCAGGCAGCUUGGGGCAGGGGCCGCCCUCGCCCAGCAAAGACGAGGGUGAUGGUAUUUCUCCACUUGUCCAGACGUCUGUUUUAGGAAAAGGGGUGAAGCACCGACCCCCUCCCAUCAAACUGCCUUCAGGGACAGGCAGCAGUUCCUCAGGUAAUCCAUACAGUUCACAAACCACCAGUGGUCUCCUCAAGUGUCCUACACCCCCUCCAGCCAAAAGCCAGUCUCUGAGCAGGAAGCACUCCAUGGAGCUGGGCCAGGUGGGCCUGCUGUCACCGGCCUCCCUCUCCCCCAUGGGCUCCACGCAGAGAUCAGGAACCCCCAAGCCAUCCACCCCAACCCCCACCAACACGCCAUGCUCGACGCCGCACCCCGCUGACUCCCUCUCUGCUCCUCUCUCAGUGACCCCCACCCUCUCAGAUCCUCCCAUGGUUCAAAGCCAGACGCAGCCCACCCUCCUCACGCCCUACGCCCAGCAGCAGCUCGCUCUGAGCCAGCCCCUGCCCGUCAUGACCAUUCCCCUCCCCACCAUGGGGACGUCCAUCACCACGGGAACCACUUCAUCGCAGGUCAUGGCCAACCCGGCGGGGCUCAAUUUCAUCAACGUGGUCAGCUCUGUCUGCAGUCCUCAGACCCUGAUGAGCGGCUCCAACCCCAUGCUGGGUCCAGGCCUUAACCUGAGCGGAAUCCUGCCACCUGGAGGGUUGAUGCCCACCAUGCAGUCAGCAGCACAGACAGGGAGUCCAUUUGGCCUAAACAGCAGUGCAGGGUUGAGACCACUGAAUCUACUGCAGAUCCCCACUGGUCCUCUCAUCUUUAACUCUCUGCAGCAGCAGCAGCUGUCUCAGUUCUCGCCACAGCAGAGUCAGUCGGCCACCUCCAGCCCUCAGCAGCAGGGGGAGACGGGGGAACAGGGCUCAGAUCCAAGUUUAGGAAACCAGCAAACAGCGGUCAUCAACCUGGGAGUGGGAAGCUUCAUGUCUCCACAAGCAGCAGUGCUGUCCCAGUUGGGCUGUGGGCUGGACGGGUCUGGGCCCCCGCUGCCUUCUCCAAGGCUUCAGCAGCACCAGCCACAGAUCCAAUUGCAAUUCUUGCAGCACCAAAUGCAGCAGCAGCAGCAAAUGGCUAUGGGAGCAGCAGCUCCUCAGGGGGGAGCGCCACGGCAACAUACCGCCAGCCAACCAAGAAGUAAGAGGAAGAGGAGCAUGCCACAGCCGCUCCCCAAGUCCUGACAGACUAAAGUCACACUAAAAAAAAAAAAAAAAAGAAGCUACACGAGGACAAUAUGAUCUAUACUGUGCUCUUUGUCUGCCUCACUGUGGAGCCUGCAGACAAAAAAAAAACUUUGUCAUUUCUGUCUUUUUCUAGCUGACAAAUUUGUAGUAAUGGUUGCCAGAUGGUUUUGGAAAACCAAGACUGUGUCCACCUUUGAGUACAAGGAUUUUUAGAACAGGGAGUCCUACACCUAAAGAACCAUAGUGAUAUUUUUUUGAGAUGACAAAGAUGGUUCUAGUAGGAAAACUGGCUUUUGUAAUGACAAAACGCCCCUUCAGGAAGACUUUUCACUUCAGGGGCCCUGUGGACUGAGAGGACGAUGAAUGCACAGUCUCAGAGGAGUCCUCCCGAGGCUGCCCAAUCUUCCUGCCUCGGCUCGGUUGACCCCCCCUCCCCCUCCCCUCCCCAGGAGAAACUGCCCUUUAAGCACGGAUCCCAGCUGAGCGCAUCAACACCAAAUCCUCCACGUAACCGUUACAUGUGAAAAUGCAAAAUCUGAUCCUGGAGCAGUGCCUGGGGGCAGCUCUCUACCUCUCAGUCUGUUGGAAGUUUUUCUUCUGUUAGCCAUCUCGGCACAGGGCUCGACCGGAGUACUGGAGAUCAACAUGCAAGACAGUGUACCUGUUUUUGUACAGCACAUUUUGAAAAAAGGCAUUUCCUUCUAAAGAGUUCAGGAGCCAUGAGAGUAUUCUUAUGAGACAUCAAAUGAGUGUGUGUAAGACAUUUCUGGACACUGAGAAAUAAUUUUUUAAGGAGUCUUUGUCAGCAGUUUUAUUGUUAUUAAAAAAAAAAAAAGAAUAUAUAUUGACAGUGGAAAAUACAGCUUUUAGAUAAAAAGUGUUGUUUGAGACUCUUAUUGGGCAGUCUUCACACUGUGUAAGACUUUGUCGAUGAGUUUCUGGAUCUCUCUCUGUCGCGUGGCUGCUCUGCUGAUGCACUCCUGCAGCUUCUCUCCUGACAGCGACGUCCCACCUGAACCAGAGAGGGGGGGGGGGGGGGGGGGGGGGGGGUGUUAGAAGCCAUGUUUAAUUAUCAAAGUUACAGUUUUCAGGUAUUACAGUUGAUGUGUUUAGAUGCCAACUUACUAUCAGAGUUCAUAUAAUGACAGUUUUACAUUUGGAUAAACUUCUUAUUAUUUCUAUUGUCAACUCACUGCACACUAGGUAAAGGAAGAUAUACGUCAGACUAACACUGACAAGGUUCAUUUCAAGGAAAGCCUCAAAUAUAUAUUUGACAAAGAAACU
Messenger RNA from Labrus mixtus (cuckoo wrasse), 4293 nucleotides. RefSeq names its product SPT20 homolog, SAGA complex component (gene supt20h). Gene Ontology annotation, molecular function: transcription coregulator activity. The coding region runs from base 382 to 3006 and encodes 874 amino acids. The record is from RefSeq and is a predicted model, not a curated record. Gene Ontology annotation, cellular component: SAGA complex. Gene Ontology annotation, biological process: regulation of transcription by RNA polymerase II. Lineage: Eukaryota; Metazoa; Chordata; Actinopteri; Labriformes; Labridae. The transcript is spliced from 24 exons.